AUGGACAACACAGACAUGGAAGGAAGUCAUGAUGUCCAUGUCGUACAGAAAAAGAAUGUGAAGUGCUUCAAUUGUGGAGGACCGCACUACAGAAGCACAUGUCCGCUUCUCUCCUCCAGCAGUGGACAGAAGAUGCGACAGAAACCAAGAAGACGAUCCAACCGUCGCAAGAAAAGCCAGUGCAAGAACGUUGUCACCUUCGCCGCUGAGAACGCUCGAACAUACCUCGAUGUCAAUAUCAGGGGACGUCCUCUACGCUUUCAACUCGACACAGGCGCAGAUAUUACGUUGCUAUCAAUGGUGGAAGUUGAAGAAGAAUCGAAGGAAAUGCUGACGAUUAAUACGCACAGAGGACUGUACCGCUACAAUCGUCUAUCUUUCGGCGUGAAGUCAGCACCUGGCAUAUUCCAGCAGAUCAUAGAUUCAAUGAUAUGUGGACUGGAAGGCGUUGCUGCCUAUCUGGAUGACGUGAUAGUCACAGGCCGCACACAACAGGAGCAUCGCCAUAACUUGGAAGCGCUAUUCGGAAGGAUCCACGAAUACGGCUUCCGCGUCCGAUUGGAGAAGUGUAACUUUUUGAUGCCUCAGAUCCGUUAUCUCGGAUGCAUCAUAGAUAAGGACGGAUGCCAUCCUGAUCCAGAGAAGAUUGAGGUCAUCCGCCAGAUGCCAGUACCGAAGAACGUGACAGAGAUUCUCUCGUUCCUUGGUAUGAUGAACUACUAUGGAUCGUUUGUCGCGGAGAUGCGCCAGUUACGCGCACCGCUGGACCUGCUCCUGACGCAUUUUGAUCCUAGUCUGGAUAUUAUUGUAGCGGCCGAUGCAUCAGACCUUGGAAUUGGAGCAGUGAUUCUGCACAGGAUGCCGGAUGGGACCGAGAAGGCAAUAUGGCAUGCAAGCCGAAGUCUCACCGCUGCAGAAAGGAACUACGAAUUUGGACAAGCUGACGUCUUGUCACGCCUGAUCCCUCCAAGACCGGCUCAGACAGAAGAUAUUGUGAUAGUCAAAAUUGAACAGGAUAUUCUUGCUGUUCAGAGUGCUGCUGUGAAAGCACUGCCCGUUACCAGGAAAACUAUUGAAGAAGAGUCAAGGGAGGAUGGAAGGGUAUCGCAGGUCAUAUGGAUGCUGCAGACAGGAACAUGGCCAAGCAAGCCUAGAGAACAAAUCAACAGCUGGAAGGCUCUGAGCCACGAAUUGUCAGUGCAGAACGGAUGCCUGUAUUUUGGCCACAGAAUCGUCGUGCCAGCCUCACUUCAAGAAGCAGUUUUGAAGCAACUGCAUGAAGGACAUCCAGGAAUGACAAGAAUGAAGAUGCUCGCCCGAGGAUAUGUGUACUGGACGAACAUCAACAGGGACAUCGAAGAAGCUGUUCGCCACUGCCACAACUGUCAAGAAGCUGCGAAGAUGCCAAAGAAGACAGUUCUCAAUUGUUGGACCACUGAGAAGAAACCGUGGGACAGAAUUCAUGUCGACUAUGCGGGACCAGUGAAUGGUAGGAUGUACCUUGUGGUAGUGGAUGCGUAUUCGAAGUGGCCAGAAGUCUUUGAGAUGUCGUCGUCGUCAACCACUGCAACGUUGAGAGAACUCAGAAUGCUGUUCGCACGAUUCGAAAAUCCCAGGGUGAUCGUGUCAGACAACGGUACGCAGUUUACAGCGAAGGAGUUCCAGGAAUUCUGCGACAUGCAAGGAAUUGACCACGUCCGCUCGCCGCCGUUCCAUCCACAGUCAAACGGUCAAGUAGAACGCUUUGUGGAUACCUUGAAAAGAACCCUUCAGAAGAUUAAGGAGGGAGGGACGUCGGAGAAACUUGCGGAAUUUUUGCAGUGCUAUAGAAGAACACCAUGUGCGUCAACGCUAGGACAUCUUUCUCCAGCGGACGUGUUCCUAGGGCGCCAGUUGAGGACGUCGUUGACGCUGUUGAUAGAAUCAGCUAAAGAAGAAGGAACGCGCAAUGUGGAAAUUGAAGAACAGUUCAAUCGUCAUCAUGGCGCACAGAAGAGAUCGUACCAGGAAGAACUCGUGUGGGUGCGUGACUACCGCCCGGGACAUGAGAAAUGGAUCCCUGCUCGUGUGAAGAAUCGCUAUGGACGAGCCGUGUACGACGUGCUAACGGAAGAGGAUGAUUUGUGGAAAAGACACGCUAAUCAGAUGCGUGGAGAAAAACAUCGGAGAGUUAGCUGCGAGAGGUCUGAAGCUUCCAAGAUGCCGUUCAACCAGGAAGACCGACGGUACCAUGGUAUGGCAAGGACGAUCGCUGACAUCAACGACAAUGUCAAGGAUCGAACACCAACUAUCGUGCCGCCGACAACGACUAGACCAGCUCGACAACGCUGA
This is a messenger RNA of Necator americanus (New World hookworm), 2331 nucleotides long. RefSeq lists its product as uncharacterized. The record is from RefSeq and is a predicted model, not a curated record. Gene Ontology annotation, biological process: DNA integration. Lineage: Eukaryota; Metazoa; Nematoda; Chromadorea; Rhabditida; Ancylostomatidae. The coding region runs from base 1 to 2331 and encodes 776 amino acids. Gene Ontology annotation, molecular function: nucleic acid binding. The transcript is spliced from 4 exons.